UUUGAGCAUUUCUACACAAAACACACGCAAUUUGAUGUCGAUGGUACAGAAACAUCCAGGUCGAAGAUGGAGAAUUAUAAAAAUGGGGACUGCUAUCACUUUUCCGAUUAUUUUACUCUCCAAAACGGAUAUUUAUUUUGCGAAAACGUAGACGUGAAAUCUAUCGAAGCGUUCAUGGAAGAGAGAGACUUUGAGACGAAAUCUCCUGUCUUCGUCUACAGCAAAAAUCAGAUCAUUUCCAACAUCGAUUCGUACAAAGAAACGCUGAAAUCAAUAAACCGCGAGGCGUGUUUAAACUACGCUAUGAAAGCCAAUAUGAACCCGGCUGUGUUGGAACUCAUGCGUGACCGCGGCUGCUCUGUGACCUUGGUAAGCGGGUUCGAGCUGCGCCUGGCACUGCGGCUGGGUUUCGAACCCAGCCGUAUCGUGUUGAACGGGAACGGGAAGCAGGGAUGGGAAAUCGAGCUCGCCGUGGAGCGGGGAUGUCUGCUCAAUAUUGACGGCUGGUUCAACUUGCAGCAGACGAUUGCCGCUUGCAGAAGACUGAAGAAAGUGGCGCGGGUUCUCCUGCGGAUCAACCCAAACAUAGACGCUAAAGUGCACAAAUACAACACGACCGGCACAAGCGGGUCCAAGUUCGGUAUAGAGAUGUUCCAACUUAGUCAAGUGCUCGAGGAGUUGAGGCACGAGCCUCUUGUGCACGUGGUGGGCGUCCACAGUCACCUGGGAUCCACUAUCACAGACAUCGACGUGUUCAGGAAAUCGGCGAAAGCGAUGAUGAAAGAGUUCAGUUCACUUAAAGCAAGCGGAUUCCAACACAUGAAGUACAUCAAUCUGGGCGGCGGUUUGGGGAUAGACUAUACCCGCCAUGCUUCGCGUACGAUGAAAGCCUCUCUGGAGACGACAGCCGACUUUCAGAAACCCAUUGGUGAACAGAACGCAACACCACGUGGCAUUGUGGAGGCGAUUCAUCAGGAGCUGGCACCGGAAGUGUCUCUAAUACUCGAACCGGGACGCUCUUUGAUCGGGAACGCCGCUGUCUUGCUGACGAGAGUUCUUGGUGUUAAACAUGGGGCCGAGAAAAGUUACAUUGUCGUGGACGGGUCAAUGACGGAAGUCAUUCGUCCAGCGCUGUAUGGCGCUUACCACCAUAUUGAAUUGGUUGAACCGACCAAUCAGAUCAUCUCGAAUGAUCAUGUGACCAUGUCAUCUAAUGGCUGCCCUGAACAAGGAGUCAAGAAUGGAGUUUUUGAAAAUGAGCAUACAGAAAACAGAGUCACAAAUAGCCAUUUCGAACAACAAGUUCAAAAUGACAAUACAGAAAACAGAUUCCAAACAGUGAAUUCAGAUAAUGGGGUCCGAUAUGGGCGUUUGGAACACGGAUUUCAAAUUGCUGACGCACAAAAUGUCCAGAAUUGCCAACAGUUCGACAACAGCCCCGUGAAUGCGCAGGAGCGCCGUAUGUAUGAAGUUGUGGGACCCGUCUGUGAGAGCGGCGACGUCCUGGGACAUGACCGAUUGUUAGCGACCCCGCAUGAGGGCUGCCAUCUGGCGGUGUUCGACGUGGGGGCGUACUGCACCAGCAUGUCUAGUAACUACAACAUGAGACCCCGCCCGGCCGAGCUCCUGGUGGACGUGUCAGAGGUCAGGGUCAUACGUAAGCCGGACUCCUUCGAGACGAUGCUGCAGUGUUUUAAUUGCUAGCGUAGAAUUUAUUAACAUAAAUGUAAACGUCUUGAUGCAUGUGAGUAAAGGGACGACACUUUCCGCUUAAAUUUGAUUUUUGUUUAGAAGAGACUUUAUUAAAACGAAAAAUUCCCCCAAAGCAGAAAGUGUUGUCCCUGCUUAUCCUGUGCAGACUUCACAUGCAAACCUGAGACGACACUUGAAGCACAUGCAUUUAGCCCCGUUUUCCAGAAACAAGGAUGUGUUACAUACCUACUACACAGAGGAUAUGUGUUGCUGUCGGUAGAUUAUCAUGUUUAAAUCACGAAGGUAUGAGAUACAUUAAUGUUAUCACAAGUGGGGCAAUUUUUCGCAAUAUUGAAUAAUUUUUGUGCCUUCAGCACUUUGAUGAUGUAAAUGGAUGUUUUCAUGCUUUAGUGUAAUUACAGCAAUAACUACAUUAUGUUGAACACCGCUUUUUUAACACUUUAAAAAAUCGAAUAAAUGCUUUUCGAACUUG
This is a messenger RNA of Dreissena polymorpha, 2185 nucleotides long. RefSeq lists its product as uncharacterized. The record is from RefSeq and is a predicted model, not a curated record. NCBI's taxonomy places the organism in Eukaryota, Metazoa, Mollusca, Bivalvia, Myida, Dreissenidae. The coding region runs from base 67 to 1704 and encodes 545 amino acids. The transcript has 7 exons. Gene Ontology annotation, molecular function: diaminopimelate decarboxylase activity.